Molecule: messenger RNA, 2313 nt
Organism: Odontomachus brunneus
Lineage: Eukaryota; Metazoa; Arthropoda; Insecta; Hymenoptera; Formicidae
Gene: Gycbeta100B
Product: guanylate cyclase soluble subunit beta-1
Exons: 14
Coding region: 133-1944 (603 amino acids)
Biological process (GO): response to oxygen levels; cGMP biosynthetic process
Cellular component (GO): guanylate cyclase complex, soluble
Molecular function (GO): guanylate cyclase activity; heme binding
Source: RefSeq, a predicted model, not a curated record
CGGCGAACGGCGGGCCGCCUUCCAGUACGCGGCCCGUGUGCACGAGGUAAACACGGCUCUAAUCGGCAAUCGGAAUGGAAUGACGCGUGAGAAGUGAUCAGCCGAGUCCAGUUCCGAUUGUCGCGCAGCAGUAUGUACGGUUUUGUGAAUUACGCCCUCGAGCUCCUGGUCGUGAAGACCUUUGGUAGCGAGACGUGGGAAGCAAUAAAAAAAGAUGCGACGGUUAAUAUGGAAGGGCAGUUUUUGGUGAGGCAAAUUUAUGAUGACGAAAUCACAUACAAUCUGAUAUCUGCUGCUGUACAUAAACUUAAUAUCCCCGCUAAUGAAAUACUUGAGUUAUUCGGAAAAAUGUUCUUUGAGUUUUGCCAAGACUCCGGUUAUGAUAAGAUUUUACAAGUUCUUGGAGCAACACCUAGGGAUUUUCUACAGAAUUUGGACGCGCUUCACGAUCAUUUGGGUACUCUAUAUCCGGGCAUGAAGGCACCGUCAUUCAGAUGCACGGAGAGACCCCAGGAUGGCGCGCUUGUUUUGCAUUAUUAUUCAGAUCGGCCUGGUCUAGAGCAUAUCGUUAUUGGAAUCGUGAAGACUGUCGCCAAGAAACUACACGGCACGGAUGUUGACAUGCAAAUAGUGAAGACCAAAAGUGAAUGCGAUCAUGUGCAAUUUCUCAUAACUGACACAUCGGGUCCGGGAGUCGUAUCGAAUCCUAUGAUCGCUGAGCUGGAAACAUUGUCCGUUGAACCAAGGGUCAGUCCAACGACAUUUUGUCGAGUAUUUCCGUUUCAUCUAAUGUUCAAUCGCGAUCUCACGAUAGUUCAAACCGGAUGUACCAUCACACGCGUCAUACCGCGCGUCUCCAGUGGUCACUGCAAGCUAAGUGACAUUCUCUUAACCGUCAGACCGCAUCUGGAAUUAACAUUUGAAAACAUACUGUCACAUAUAAAUACAGUUUAUGUGUUACGGACAAAAAAGAAUGUCAUGCGUGUCAAUGCUGCGGAGGAAUAUUCGAACUUGCGUUUAAAGGGUCAAAUGUUGUAUAUACCUGAAACAGAUUUAGUUAUCUUUCUAUGUUAUCCAAGUGUUAUGAAUCUGGAUGAUUUGACCAGGCGAGGUCUGUAUUUGAGCGACGUCCCUUUGCAUGACGCCACUCGAGAUCUGGUCCUGAUGUCGGAGCAAUUUGAGGCGGAUUACAAACUGACACGAAACUUGGAACUGCUCACCGACAAGCUACAGCAGACGUAUCGCGAACUCGACGGCGAGAAGCAGAAAACUGACAGGUUACUUUACUCGGUACUUCCCAUUUCGGUGGCGAACGAACUCAGGCACUCGAUACCGGUGCCAGCGAAGAAGUACGAUUGCGUUACUCUUUUGUUCUCCGGUAUAGUAGGCUUCAGUGCGUAUUGCGCUGCUAACACGGACUCCAGUGGCGCCAUGAAGAUCGUCAACAUGCUCAACGAACUGUACACAGCGUUCGACGUGUUAACUGACCCUAAAAAGAAUCCGAACGUUUAUAAGGUGGAAACCGUCGGCGAUAAAUACAUGGCGGUGAGUGGAUUGCCGGAACCCUGCCGUUGUCAUGCACGAUGCAUCGCUCGACUAGCAUUGGACAUGAUGGAUCUUGCAGCUGACGAAGUGCAGAUCGAUGGAGAGCCUGUGAAAAUCACGAUCGGCAUACACAGCGGAGAAGUUGUUACCGGUGUAAUCGGUCAUCGUAUGCCCCGCUAUUGUUUGUUCGGAAAUACAGUGAAUCUUACAAGCCGAACGGAAACCACUGGCCAGCCAGGAAAGAUCAGUGUUUCAGAAGACGCUUACAGGUAUCUCUGUAUGCCGGAGAAUCAAGAUCCGCAGUUUCUUUUGGAAUAUAGAGGGCCCGUCGUGAUGAAGGGGAAAUCGGAACCCAUGAACGUAUGGUUCCUGUCUAGAGAAAGAGAGCUGACAUCGUAAAACGUUGUGAAUGUGAAUGUUAUAGCAAUAAUGCCGUGAAUCAGUUGGAAAAUUCAAACUCACUACGUUAAGGAUCAAUAAAACUCGUACAAUCAUUCGAGAAAAUAACUAAUAAUACGGAUAAAAUAUGAGCAAUCAGUGUGUUUCGUGUUAAAACACUUUCACGACUAUGUAUUAUAUACGUUUAAUUACAUGCAGAAAAGUUUAUAAAGAGUUUAUUGCAUUGGGCCAUCUGGCUGAUGAUCGAUGAUCAUUCUUAGGCAAAUUGUGAGGUCGAGUGUCGACAGUUGGUCUUCAAUCGACAGAUUAUUUAGUAAUUGUGAAUGUACAAGGUAAUCAAAUAUAAUCGUUAUUUAUUUGGUGACAUCA